Molecule: messenger RNA, 724 nt
Organism: Cyphomyrmex costatus
Lineage: Eukaryota; Metazoa; Arthropoda; Insecta; Hymenoptera; Formicidae
Exons: 1
Source: RefSeq, a predicted model, not a curated record
AUGUCUGGUCCGAUUUCGACGAGUUCGUCUUCAAACAUGUCUAACGUGACAGUUAAUCAUACCACGUUGCACGACAAUCUCGAUGACGAAAUUCGUCAGUUCUGGGAAGUCGAAGAACUUCCGCAAGUAUCAUACCUCACUCCUGAGGAACAACGUUGUGAGGAACAUUUCCGAGCAACUCAUUCUCGUGACUCGAAUGGACGGUACGUCGUACGGCUACCGUUCAAAGCCAAUCCUCCGAUUGCAAUCGGCGAAUCUCGUCACAUCGCCUCAUCACUUCUUUCACGGCUUGAAGGCCGUCUUCAAAAUAAAAGGGAUAUCGCAUCCGAAUAUCGAGAGUUCCUACUGGAAUACGAAAAUCUCGGUCAUAUGAAGAAAGUAGACGAACCCGUCUCUGCUUCACAAUCAGUUUACAUCCCGCAUCAUGCGGUGAUUCGCGAGCAUAGCAGCACCACGCGGUUGCGCGUCGUGUUCAAUGCAUCUCAGUCGACAUCGAACGGCUCUUCACUUAACGAUCAUCUCAUGAUCGGUCCUAAGUUACAAACCGACCUUCGUUCGGUAAUUCUUCGAUGGCGACAACAUCGUUAUGUUUUCACUGCCGAUAUCGCAAAAAUGUAUAGGCAGAUUCAAGUCGAUCCGCGCGAUCAAGACUAUCAGCGCAUCUUAUGGCGUUCUUCGUCAUCCGAAGCGGUGCAAGACUACCGCUUGCUUACUGUUACUUACG